Molecule: messenger RNA, 1101 nt
Organism: Cyclopterus lumpus (lumpfish)
Lineage: Eukaryota; Metazoa; Chordata; Actinopteri; Perciformes; Cyclopteridae
Product: deubiquitinase DESI2
Exons: 5
Coding region: 486-1073 (195 amino acids)
Biological process (GO): protein deubiquitination
Molecular function (GO): deubiquitinase activity
Source: RefSeq, a predicted model, not a curated record
UGCAGCCUCACACUUCAACACGCGCAAGCCCCUUCGUGUCCGCUGUGGAUCAUGUUUGCACCUCUAACGCGGUGGGUUUUUUUGACGUGACAUUUUGAGCCGUUGUGUGUUUAAAAAAAAGAAAAAAGAAACACUUUUCUUACCGGCAUCGAUUCCCCUGACAUACGGGUAUUUUAUGGACCCGGGGAGAAAGGUGCAAGCUGCUGGGGAGAUCCGAGUCUCACGCUUCCCCAAACCUAACAUGCCAUAGUGGCUCUGGGGCUGUCCGCUGCAGUUGUCCAGUUCCUUUCGGGACAUUUUGUCUCGCUUUUCCAGCCUCCUGCGGUGGGGAGGGGGAAUGAGCAGCAUCCACCCCUCCAGCAGACGCCCGGCCGCCGCCACUGUCCGCGGUGUGUGACCGUGUGACUUCAGAGGGGUGUGGAGGUCCCGACCGCCAUACGACGUGGAGGGUGGGGACGUUUGCCUUUCCAGCUCAGGGUUAAACCAUGGCCAAUGAACCCGUCAUCCUUAACGUGUACGAUAUGUACUGGAUAAAUGAAUACACUUCCAAUCUGGGUAUUGGAGUCUUCCACUCAGGCAUUGAGAUCUACGGCAGAGAAUUUGCAUACGGGGGUCAUCCGUACCCUUUCAGUGGCAUCUUUGAGAUCACUCCGGGGAACGCCGCCGAACUGGGAGAGACGUUCAAAUUCAAGGAGGCCAUUGUUUUGGGCACCACCGACUUUACAGAGGAGGACAUUGAUAAAAUCAUGGAGGAGCUGGGUAAAGAGUUCAAAGGCAACGCCUACCACCUAAUGCACAAAAACUGCAACCACUUCUCCUCCUCACUGUCUGAGUUGAUGUGUGGACAUGAAAUCCCUCGCUGGGUCAACAGACUGGCGUACUUCAGCUCCUGCAUCCCCUUCCUGCAGAGCUGCCUACCCAAGGAGUGGUUAACCCCGGCCGCCCUGCAGAGCCACAUCAGCCUCGGCCUCCACAAAGAGGAGCGUAACGAGUCCAGCGACGAGGACCCUUUGUCCCCGUCCGGAGCUGCCGCCACCGGCUCCUCCCACAGCUGUCGCCACACGAGGGUGUGAACUGCCCUGACAUCCGCUGACCUCUGGA